This is a messenger RNA of Amyelois transitella, 1442 nucleotides long. Its product is annotated as serine/threonine-protein kinase Nek8. Gene Ontology annotation, biological process: protein phosphorylation. The transcript has 5 exons. The coding region runs from base 616 to 1266 and encodes 216 amino acids. Lineage: Eukaryota; Metazoa; Arthropoda; Insecta; Lepidoptera; Pyralidae. Gene Ontology annotation, molecular function: ATP binding; protein kinase activity. The record is from RefSeq and is a predicted model, not a curated record.
UGGCAUGAUAAUUAAAUAACAUUAAGGUGGGUAGUUUAAAAACAUUAGAUACAUUUGUAUUUGGGUUACUGAUGAUUUAAAUAAUUUAAUCCAAAGAAGUUUGCAUUCACAAGUAAGUAAGAAAUACAUCCAAGCAAAGUUUAUACUUUUCAAACACAGAUUUCAUGAAACAUGGAUGUUGAUAGAUUUAAAACUUACAACUUGAAAGUUCUAAAAACUAUUGGAAAAGGGACUUAUGGGUAAGUGACUACAAAUAACUAGAGAUAAAUCUUUUUGUGCUUAUUUGUUACUUUUUUAUUAACUUCAUAAUUUUGGAGAACAAUUUUUCACCCUUGUUUCAGAGAUGUUUAUUUGUGUGAAAAUCGUUUGAAUAACAAUUUAAGUAUUGUCAAAGACAUCGAGUUGAAUGUGAAAAUUCAGGAUCAUAAACAGGAAAUCGCAAAUGAAGUGAAUAUUCUAUCUGCAAUGAAUCAUCCAAAUAUAGUAAAAUUCUAUGAUUGUUAUUAUACAGAGAGCCAUGUAAUGAUCAGUAUGGAGUAUGCAAUAAGUGGAAAUUUAGCAGAGUACAUGUAUCAGCGGUACCCGAAAUUAAUAAAAGAGCAGGCAAGUUGAAUCAUGCUCCCAUUUCCAAGCCUAAAUAUUUUAAGCCAUAAGCAACCAAUAGAGUCAUGUUUCCCUGCAAAGGUUGCGGAGGAAAUACUUUUUUAUUUCUGCCAAAUAUUGCUGGGAGUAAAUUAUAUCCAUAACUUGCAUAUAAUACACAGGGAUUUGAAAGCUGAGAAUAUUUUGCUUACUGGAAAAAAUGGAGUUCUAGUUAAAAUCGGCGAUUUUGGUAUUUCGAAGAUGCUUGCCAGUGCUAAGAAAACCUCUACGGUAAUUGGUACUCCUUACUAUUUGGCUCCAGAGCUAUGUGAAGGCAAGCCUUAUGACACUAAAAGCGAUGUGUGGGCUCUUGGGUGUUUGCUGUAUGAAAUGUGCACUCAUAAGAGAGCUUUCAAUGCAGAGACACUAGUUGGUUUGGUAAAAGCCAUAACUUGCGGCAGCGUGCACCCAAUAGAAUUAGCCAUAUACAGUCGAGGAAUGCAGGAUCUUAUAGACGCUAUGCUCUCCAUCUUGCCAGACAAAAGACCUCCCAUAAAAGAUCUUAUGGGCCGUAUGGUUCUUUUGCCCGCUGUAUAUUCUGUAUUCUUAGAUGCUGGGAAUGAGGACUUAUUGUUUUUAAAGGCAACUGAAGAAUUUCUAGGAGCGGUAAAGCAAGAAAUAUAACAGAAAAAAAACAUAAAGCAAAAGUGAACACGAAUUUAGAACAUAAAUCAUUUAGAAAAUGAAGUACAGAUUUAAUUUAAUAAAUAGCGACUAAGUAUAAUGAUUGAUUUGAUAGUGUUGUAAUUGAUGAUGAUUCAAUUGAUUUGACUUCAAAUAAAACAAUGACAUAAAUGUAA